CUUCAGUUUAUUAUUAUAACUUAAUACGACGAACAAACAACCAGACUCAGUCAAUUCUGAAACCCUAAUUCCCCAAAUUCACUUCAAAUUCUCGCACAAACAACUCCAGAUCUGCAAUCACACAUUCCAAUUCAUCAUGUAACAACGAAUCAUCCACCUAAUUGAAUCCGUUUCACACACUUUCAUCGAUCAAGCUAUCAGUUGAAGUAACAUUUGUGAGUUUUGUUCGAAUCCGAGGGCGGCAGGGGACGGCGGAGAUGGAGUUUAGCUCAGGCGGCGGUGGCGGAAGCGGCGGCAAUGACGUGGAGCUGUUGUCGAAGACGUUACAGGUGGAGCAUAAGCUGUUUUACUUUGAUCUGAAGGAGAAUCCACGUGGACGUUACUUGAAGAUAUCGGAGAAGACGUCGGCCACGAGGUCAACGAUUAUUGUGCCGUUUAACGGAAUCGCCUGGUUCUUUGAUAUUUUUAAUUAUUAUGUUACUUCUGAUGAUCAGGAUGUUUCUAGCAAGGAGUUGCAGCUAGACAGCAAGGUGUUUUAUUUUGAUAUCGGGGAGAACCGGAGGGGUCGGUUUCUGAAGGUAUCUGAAGCUUCAGUUAGUAGAAACCGCAGUACAAUAAUCGUACCUGCAGGAAGCAACAGAGAUGAAGGGUGGACUGCAUUUAGAAAUAUAUUGGAAGAGAUAAACGAAACAUCUAAGCUUUUUGUCUCCUCCAAUCAGCAAAAUUCUGAAGGUAUCACCCAGGAGCGACUAGUUGGUCUGUCUGACGAUGUCGGUGCUGGCUUUAUUGCCGGAAACAGUUCUCAGUCUGCCCCUAUAGCAACAUCUGACUUGAACUUAGGAGACAGGUCAACCACAUUUGACUUGCCGCCUUCAUCUUCUGACGAAAGUGGCGGUUUUGGGGUCUCCAAAGUGAUCCGGGCUGAUCAGAAGAGGUUCUUCUUUGAUCUUGGAAGCAAUAACCGGGGCCAUUACUUGAGAAUAUCUGAGGUUGCAGGUUCUGACAGGUCAUCCAUCAUUCUCCCCUUAUCUGGACUGAAGCAGUUUCACGAAAUGGUCGGCCACUUUGUGGAGAUAACCAAAGACCGCAUCGAAGGAAUGACUGGCGCGAACGUGCGAAACGUGGACCCUCCUCAAAGAUAGUCUCGGCUUUGACUCUUUGACUAUCCAAGUUGCAAAAAAUGGUAACCUGCUUUCAUUUUGUGUAUAGACCAACCGCGUGUGUGCGUGCCAAGGGUUAAAUUUCUUAUCCUUUCUUUAUCGUUCAUUGAAAUCUGAAUAAUCCUGGUGAUGCUAAGCUUUAUUUCCUCAUAGGAAAUAACCAACAGAAUAAGCAAGCAGAGCUAGCUAUCUAUCUAUCCUUUUUAUUUUUCUUUUUUACUUUAUUACAUUGUGAAGGAUUGAUUCUAUUAGUGUUUGUUGGCCUGAAUGGGAAUUUGGAUCAUAUUGUGUUUGGCCAUUUGUUUGCUUUUGUUCAUAUAGUGUUUGUGGAA
This is a messenger RNA of Helianthus annuus (common sunflower), 1492 nucleotides long. RefSeq names its product transcription factor Pur-alpha 1. Lineage: Eukaryota; Viridiplantae; Streptophyta; Magnoliopsida; Asterales; Asteraceae. Gene Ontology annotation, molecular function: DNA-binding transcription factor activity, RNA polymerase II-specific; RNA polymerase II transcription regulatory region sequence-specific DNA binding; purine-rich negative regulatory element binding. The record is from RefSeq and is a predicted model, not a curated record. Gene Ontology annotation, biological process: regulation of transcription by RNA polymerase II. Gene Ontology annotation, cellular component: nucleus. The coding region runs from base 258 to 1142 and encodes 294 amino acids. The transcript is spliced from 5 exons.